AUGCUCGUCUGGACAUGCGAAGGCAAAUCCGUGCACCCAGCCAGCUUCCUCACAAUCCGCUUCCAGAAGGGGCAGUACAUCGAAAACAGCUAUCUCGAAGAAGGCGGAAUCCCAGAUAGCGGCAAAGCGGACCCUUUCCAUAAAUCUGCGCACUGGAUCGCGAGCAUCCCGUUGGAUUAUUAUCGCAAGAUGGUGAUGCUUUCGCUUCCGCAUCUUGAGGAUUGGUCGGUUAACGUCCUCCUUGAUCCGUUGAGGCGCGAGGGGUUUCUUGAUGCGUCGAAGGCGAAGGAGUUUGAGGGGGAGCUGAUGAAGAUUCUUGCAGGGAAUCGCGUGGUUGUGUUGAAGAAGGAGGCGGACGAGAAGGCUAAGGAGGAAGCGAAGAAGAAGAAGAAGAAUGCGGAGAAGAAGGCGUAA
Molecule: messenger RNA, 414 nt
Organism: Aspergillus calidoustus
Lineage: Eukaryota; Fungi; Ascomycota; Eurotiomycetes; Eurotiales; Aspergillaceae
Source: the annotation of a GenBank genome assembly